Mesorhabditis spiculigera is the source of this 2760-nucleotide messenger RNA. NCBI's taxonomy places the organism in Eukaryota, Metazoa, Nematoda, Chromadorea, Rhabditida, Rhabditidae. The record is from the annotation of a GenBank genome assembly.
AUGAGCAACGAUACGGGGAGCACGAGCUCCACGAUUUCCGAUGUAACCGAUGAGUCUAGAAAGGAUGGGAUGCCGUCGACGUCUCGACCAUACAUCCGUCUCGCCUCAGAGCUGAGGAAUAUGACGAAGGAUUCCGGGGAAGAGGUUCGAUUCCGGUGUGAAGCCCUCGGAACGCCGCCGUUGACGUUUAGUUGGCUAAAAAACCACGCUCCCGUCGAGAAAUCGCGACGGGUGAAGAUCAAAAAUCGCGAGAGCUCCUCCCGAUUGGUCAUCCAGCAUCUCGAUGUCCUCGACAGCGGCUUUUACCAAUGCGUCGUUUCCAACGCUGCGGCCAGCGUCAACACCACCAGCAUACUUCGGGUGGUGAAUGUCCCGGGGAAGGACGUGAAAAACCGGAAGCGCCCAUCUGACGAGGACUACGACGAGUACGAGGCCAUGGAGAGGGGACGGUUGCCCCACGAGGAAGAAGCUGACCUUUACGCUGUGCCGGACACGGCUGCCGGAACCGGAUACGCACCAAUGGGCACGACGUCGGCAAGAUGGUUGGAUAGGAUUAAGAUGAAGCCCGGCGAGUGUAUCCCUUACCGGGGAGAAGCCUGCAAGCAUUUUUUGGCCGGCCGAAGCGUGCUAAUCACCAGCGAGAGCAGGGAGGACAUGUAUGACGUCGACCGUAAUCUCCGGGCAGCGAUGUUGUUCAUCGCCAACCAUCCCUCCGUCUCCACCGAGUGCAAGCAGUACUCCCAGGCGGUCGCUUGCUACCAUAUGUAUAAGGUCUGCGACGAUGCCGGAAGCAGCACCGCAAAUGUCCAGAGGAUAUGCCGCAGCGACUGUGACCGGAUACAAAAUGACGUCUGCCCAAACGAAUAUGCCAUGGCGGCACAGCAUGAGCUUGUCGGUGACGGCCCGAAGGCCCUGCUCCCCUCCUGUGUGGCGAUCCCGCACCAUGCCCCGAAUUGCAUCCAGGUCAUCGACACCCCCAAGCAGACCUCCUUCAGCCCUGACGCAGCCGCCCGGCCACCCCAUUGGUGCUACAAUGAUAAUGGGAAAACCUACGAGGGCACAGUUAGCUCUACGGAAGACGGUCACCAAUGCAUGCCAUGGUCGGAGGCUCCAUCCAAUCGAGAGUUCAACACUCGGGCUUUUCCGGAGCUGCGGACCGCCCGGAACCAUUGCCGGAACCCUGGCGGGAAGCGGACUCGCCCCUGGUGCUUCAGCCGACCCAAGGGGCUUGAAGCGUACUGUGACGUACCGCAAUGCCCACAGGAUCCGAGGAUUGGGCUCGAAGGGCCGAGAUCGAAUGGGACCUCCCCCUCGAACCUCUCCGAAUUGUGGUGGUCCCUGCCCGCCAAUCUGCAGCUUGGCCUCCUCGUCGGCGGUGUCGCCACGCUCGCCCUGCUGUUGCUGAUCCUCUGCUGUGCGUGUUGCUGCAGAAACAAGAAAAAGACGUCCACAAAACAGCGCGGCGCGCAGCAGCCCAUGCCCCAUUUCUCGGUGACCAGUGCCCCGACUUCUGUGGUGGCUAGCGCGACCAACUCGGCGUACUGCAGAAAACUGCAGCUGAACGGGACGUCGACGCCGAUUCUUGGAGGGAGACCUGCACCUAUGGAAAUGGCCGCGUUACUGCCACAUCAGCAUAAUAAUAAUCAUGGCACCGGCCCUCCAUCUUAUGCCGAUUCCUACCGUACCGUAUCCCACCAAGAUUACCACAUGCUAGAAAUCCCGGCAAGAGAUCUUUCCCUCGGCGACCAAAUCGGCACCGGCCACUUCGGGGUUAUCCACGCGGCCCAGUGGCGUACCACCGUAGCCCACGAACCGCUUACCGUCGCCGUGAAGAUGGCCAGAGCGGAAGCCAGCAUUCAGGAGACGAAGCAGCUUGAGGAAGAGAUUCACCGCAUUGCCUAUUUCGAUCACCCGCACGUCGUCCGGCUUCUCGGAAUUACGCGUUUUGAGGGCAAUAGAUUGGCUGCGGUUUAUGAGUAUCAGAUCUACGGCAACGUGCACGACCUGAUCUCCAUCAAAUCAAGCGGAACGGAAGCGGAAAAACGUGCCGAUCAAGAUGAAUUCAUCAGAGUGGCCACCCAAAUUGCUCAGGGAAUGGAGUAUCUCGCUUCGUUCCACCAGCCGCAUCGAGACCUGGCUGCCAGGAAUUGCCUUGUUGGUGAUGGGCGUGUGAUCAAGGUGAUGACGUUCGGAAUGCACAGGACUGCCUAUGAUGCCGAUUACUAUCAUAUGAUCCACCGCGGCCGAAUGCCAAUUCGUUGGAUGUCGCGUGAAGCCCUGGAAGGCCAACGAUACGGCGAGCCCUCGGAUGUCUGGGCUUUUGGUGUGACGUUGUGGGAGAUGUUCAGCUACGGCCGUAUCCCCUACGAGGGUCUAUCCGAUCAGCAAGUGAUUGGCGCCAUCUCGACCCGACAACUCCUCGAAUGCCCGCCCCUCUGCCCUCCCAACAUUUACAGUCUGAUGGUCGAGUGCUGGACGGAGAACCCGGAGCGACGACCAACUUUCGCUGAAAUUCGCCCUCGGCUGGAGGGUUGGACGAUGAACAGCCCGGCACAUUCUCUUCUGCAGCAUAGAGCUCCGUCGACGAGCACCCAUUCUGGUUCUUCCGGCGCUCGUGGAAUCGGGCAAAACCGUGCCCUCGCCCCGUUCCAACAGCCGACGACACGCGGGAGACGUGCUGGCGAGGAGGGAUCCCCGCUCGUGCGCCGUGACGCUGCCUACCACUAUUCUGAUGACGACGACGCGUCGCAGGAAUCUGAU